UUUUCCUUCUCCUCCUCCUCCGUCAGGUUUUCAAACGGAGCUGGAGCCUUUGGGUCAUAGUCAUGCACAACGUCGGGCUCCACGUGGUCUGGGGUGCUCCAAGGGAUACGUGCAUGAUACUCAUUGCACGCCGCCUGGAUAGCAGCCCUUUCUUGCGCCCAUGUUCCUCCAAGCCUCGCCUCCGAAACACGAUUGAGAUGCUUUCGGAGGAUUUCUUCUCGUACACCCUCAGCCCAGAGCCGCAAGUUGCCACGCUCCUUCUUCGUGCUUUUCCGCUUCUUGCUAGAUGUGGUUACAAUGACCAUGAAACUGGAUUACUGCUCUUUGUCGGACGGAGUGAUAGUGAUGCUCGACCUGGGUCUGUUUUUCUUCGCUUCGCUCGCACGGGUGAAUCUCGUCCGAUCACAGUCUGCUGGUCCAGUGAUAUCCCCGGUCACGAAAACACAAGCGGCCAGAUAAGGGCUCAACGAUUGUUCUCCCGUCUUCCCACCCUCUUUUGCCACCCCGACUUUUUUUUCUCCCUCCCUACCAUGGCAGACCUCAAUCACGUCGCUGGGACACCGGACAGUGUCCCCGCAACUGCUGACGACCUUGCGAUCACCACUCUCCUCCACAUCAUCGAUGCACUCACCGCCCAAGUUCAGCAAUUGAAAAAUCCUCUGGCUUCCGGACCCGUCGCGCUCGCUCCGACGACUUUGACCGCUCUUUCUGCCCGUCCUGCUCUCCCGGUCGUUCCCGCCGGCAUUCAAACUCAGGGACCUUGGGUUGUUGGUACAAUGUACAACGUUGUGCCAACAGAACCGCUCGUUGCGAUGCCGGCGGCGCAGUCCGCUUUGUUUUCCCCCGAGACCAUUUGGUACGCCGUUACGCGUGGGCACUAUGUUGGUAUCACUACCACCAAUGCGGUUGCCGUGGCCGCAGUUACCGGUGCCAGUCGCAGCAGUAUGGGCGGUCAUCCCAGCGAAGCGAUGGCGAUCGCAGCGUUCAAUCAGACCUUGGCGUUGAACAUGGUGUCCAUUGUGUGAUCUAUAGUUCUGUCGUGUACUCCUCUUGUCUCUCCCUGAUGUAUCAAUGCUCUCGCUCUUUCUCUGUUGAUUCGGUUCUCCUGAUCAAGAUCGACAAUCGCCAUGCGCAUGUAAUAGACAUCACUCUUCCGAUUGGAUGCUCCUGAUUAACAUCGACAAUCGCCAUGCGCAUUUGACAGAGAUCAACACCUUCCCAUCAAGGGAUCUAUCCACUCACGCGCAUACAUGAUGUUCGGUUGCAGGAAUCAUUGGUCCACUUCUUGUCUUCUGACCACCAUGGACGACGACAAGCGAUUGCUCCAACUGCUGGGUCGGCUCUCUCUGCAUCCCACACCCGUCUUGCCUCCUACCUUGCCUCGAUCGGAGUCACCGGUCCCGCAUUCAUCCAGUUAUAGUUCUCCCCCUGCUCUCGUGCAGAGAACCGUUGAACGCCGCCCAGUAUAUCAAUAUCAAACCCCCGGUUUUGCCGGGCUUACGAAUGACUGGUCUGUCGCUGGAGCUUUGACGCAGGACGUUCCCGGUUCACGUGCAUACUCUGUAUCGCCAAGGAAAAAAAACAGGCGUCCUCGUCCUGCCGCCUACGUUGUUUUUGUAGGGCGAGAGCCUGGAGUCUGUGAUUCUUGGGACCAAUGCAAUGAGAAAAUGCUGGGAUACCCAUGCGCUUUAUAUCGCGGAUAUACAUCCCGCGCGGAUGCUGAUGCCGCUUUCCUCUACGCCCAGCAGCGCGGUUGGACGUCUUCACCUGAUGCAGACGUCUUUCGCUAUGUUCCACCUAUUCCAGUGACCGACGACGACUACGAGACUUACAAUCCCCUGAGUGGCAAUGAAUCGGCAAACGAUCAACUAUGGUAUGUUGUGUAUCGUGGUCUAAGGCCAGGUGUCUAUCGAUCAUCACUCGAGAGUCAGCUGAAUGUGGUCGGCGUGCCUGGCCAGCUUUUUGAGAGCGUUGAGGGCGAAGAUGCCGCCAGGGCCAAGUUUGCGGAUGCCCAGCGAAAGGGUGUUGUAAAGAUUCUUACUGUGUAGCUCCUAAUGUAUACUACUUGAUUAACGAAGACAAUGCUCU
Molecule: messenger RNA, 2088 nt
Organism: Mycena citricolor
Lineage: Eukaryota; Fungi; Basidiomycota; Agaricomycetes; Agaricales; Mycenaceae
Source: the annotation of a GenBank genome assembly